GCAGCAGCAGCAGUAGCGGCGGUGGCUGGCGCAGAGGGGAGACGGACGAGCGAGCGCAGACGGCAGCACAUCUCCCGCUCACCAUGCCUGGCUUGCCCUGGGGACACUGGCAUCCGCGUCCGUAGCCCAGCGCGGGCCCUUGGCGCGUUGCUCUCCGCGGCAUUCCAGCGGAGCAGAUUCAUCUAAGAUCCGAAACCUCCCACCCCAAACCCAUCUCUUCCUGCUCGCUCAUACUCCACACUCACACUCCCCACGCCACACACUCACUCUUUCUCUCUCACACACAGCCCGAGGCAGACAGAGAGCAAGACAGACCUUCCGAGCGCGCGAGCGCCCGGAAGGGAGGGAGCCCAAGGCAGUGCGGUCAGUGCCUCUCCGGGAGGAUGGAAUCGAGACGCUCCCGCAAGUAAACUUUGGCGGCGACAAAACCGUCAAUCGUGGCAGCUGCUGAGGCGGACCCAGCGACAUGCGACUGAACUAAGAGGGCUUCCUUCCGCGGCAGCGGCAGCGGCAGCGACGGCAGCGGCGACACUUGGAGCGACACUCCAGCCCAAACCCAGGGAGAAGGAGAAACCCCUGGUACCCAAGGCGGCUGCCCCGCCUCUCCGGCCGGUACUGUUGUAGCUUCCCUUCCCCUCCUCCCUACUCCCCACCUCCCUCCCCCCACCGGGCCAUUGAAAAGACCGGGACUUUGAUUUUCUUGGACAAAUUGCCAUCUCCCCGUUUUCACAAACUUGAUGUGGCGGCUUGGGCUGCGUCGGUAACUUUGAUUUCCAAGAAACGCCGCAGCCCUUCAACCGCUCUGUAGAGGAGACUCCGUGCCCACCUCGGAUCCUGGACAGACGCGCCUCCCAAGCCCUCCGACGCCAAUCUCAGCGCGGGGGAGCACGCGUUCUCUUCGGCAGCCUCUGUCCCCUCCCCCUUCCUCUGUCAGCCCUGGGACCGCCAUCCAGCUCAGCCAGAUCCCUGGGCACACGCAGCCCUUGCCAGCAAAUCAGACUCCCGCCUGUGAGCCCUCUUUUUCCCCAAAAGGCCUUGAAGAGGCCAGUGUGGCCCCCCCGGACCCCGGAGGGCGCAUUCCAGGCGGGUCCUCUCUCUGCAGUGAGCCGGGAGCGCUGGGGGGAGGUCCUUGCGCAUGCCAGGUGCACAGACAACGCGCUCGCCAGCCCCAGUGCCGGUGCGCUGCGGCGGGUCGGGCAGUGCCUGAAAGGCUGCGCUCCUACGCCCCUUUGAGUCUUCCCUCCAAGUGCUGUCCGGACUCAGCCGCGGGUGGUCUCAGCCUCGAAAACACCACCAGACCCGCAGCCCUGCGCCGCUGCGGCCAGUCGAGCCCGGCUAACUUUGAAGGGGGAAAACUGAGUAGCCGGGCUGGAGGGAGGGGGCUCGGGGCCGCGCGGCGCUCCCUCGGCACCUUGGAGCCCCCGGGCCCCCAGCGAGCCCCCGCCGAGGCCACCGCAACCUCAGCAUUGGAGCCGGCGCGGGUAUACGCCCCGCGCCGCCGGGCCGCCCUGGGCGGGACUCCUCCCGCGGCCUCCGGGGCCACGGGGCGCGCGCAACAGGCGGCCCGAGCCGGCGGGAAGCUGGAGCGCCGGCGGCGUCGGCCUCGGAGGGGUGUGGAGAGGCGAGGCCAGGCAGAGCCCCGCGCAGCCAUGGAGUCGCUCCUGCUGCCGGUGCUGCUACUGCUGGCUGUACUGUGGACGCAGGCGGCCGCCCUCAUUAACCUCAAGUACUCAGUGGAAGAAGAGCAGCGUGCCGGGACAGUAAUCGCUAACGUGGCCAAGGACGCGCGAGAGGCAGGCUUCGCGCUGGACCCCAGGCAGGCCUCCGCCUUCCGCGUGGUGUCUAAUUCCGCUCCGCACCUGGUGGACAUCAACCCUAGCUCCGGCCUGCUGGUCACCAAGCAGAAGAUCGACCGCGAUCUGCUGUGCCGACAAAGCCCAAAGUGCAUCAUCUCUCUCGAGGUUAUGUCCAGCUCAAUGGAGAUCUGCGUGAUUAAAGUGGAGAUCAAGGACCUGAACGACAAUGCGCCCAGUUUCCCGGCGGCACAAAUUGAGCUGGAGAUCUCUGAGGCAGCCAGCCCCGGCACUCGUAUCCCACUGGACAGCGCCUAUGAUCCCGACUCUGGCAGCUUUGGGGUGCAGACUUAUGAGCUCACGCCCAAUGAGCUGUUCGGUCUGGAGAUCAAGACGCGUGGAGACGGUUCACGGUUUGCUGAACUUGUGGUGGAGAAAAGCCUGGACCGCGAGACUCAGUCGCACUAUAGUUUUCGCAUCACUGCUCUCGACGGCGGCGACCCACCACACUUGGGCACUGUGGGCCUCAGCAUCAAGGUCACUGACUCCAAUGACAACAACCCGGUGUUUGGCGAGUCCACCUACGCGGUGAGCGUGCCUGAGAACUCGCCUCCCAACACACCUGUCAUUCGCCUGAAUGCUAGUGACCCAGACGAGGGUACUAACGGCCAGGUUGUCUACUCUUUCUAUGGCUAUGUCAAUGACCGCACACGCGAGCUCUUCCAGAUCGAUCCACACAGUGGCUUGGUCACUGUCACCGGUGCCCUAGACUAUGAAGAGGGCCACGUGUAUGAACUGGAUGUUCAGGCCAAGGACCUGGGUCCCAACUCUAUCCCAGCACACUGCAAGGUCACCGUCAGCGUCCUGGACACCAAUGACAACCCACCGGUUAUCAACUUGCUGUCGGUCAACAGUGAGCUUGUGGAGGUGAGCGAGAGCGCCCCCCCGGGCUACGUGAUCGCCCUAGUUAGGGUAUCUGAUCGCGACUCGGGCCUCAAUGGACGUGUGCAGUGCCGUUUGCUGGGCAACGUGCCGUUUCGGCUGCAGGAGUAUGAGAGUUUCUCCACUAUCCUGGUGGACGGUCGUCUGGAUCGCGAGCAGCACGAUCAGUACAACCUUACCAUUCAGGCGCGCGACGGCGGCGUACCCAUGCUGCAAAGUGCCAAGUCCUUUACAGUUCGCAUAACUGAUGAGAAUGACAACCACCCGCACUUCUCUAAGCCCUACUAUCAGGUCAUCGUGCAGGAGAAUAACACUCCCGGUGCCUAUCUUCUCUCUGUGUCGGCCCGCGAUCCCGAUCUGGGUCUCAAUGGCAGUGUCUCCUACCAAAUAGUGCCGUCGCAGGUUCGGGACAUGCCUGUAUUCACUUAUGUCUCCAUUAAUCCCAAUUCUGGUGAUAUCUAUGCUCUGCGAUCCUUCAACCAUGAGCAGACCAAGGCAUUUGAAUUCAAAGUGCUGGCCAAGGAUGGUGGCCUGCCCUCACUGCAAAGCAACGCCACAGUGCGAGUCAUCAUCCUCGACGUCAACGACAAUACCCCAGUUAUCACAGCCCCACCACUGAUCAAUGGCACUGCUGAGGUCUACAUCCCCCGAAACUCAGGCAUAGGCUACCUGGUGACUGUUGUCAAGGCAGAUGACUACGACGAGGGUGAAAAUGGUCGAGUUACCUAUGACAUGACAGAGGGUGACCGCGGCUUCUUUGAAAUAGAUCAGGUCAAUGGCGAAGUCAGAACCACCCGCACCUUCGGUGAGAGCUCUAAGGCUUCCUAUGAGCUUAUUGUGGUGGCCCAUGACCACGGCAAGACGUCUCUCUCAGCCUCUGCGCUGGUCCUAAUCUACCUGUCCCCGGCUCUUGAUGCCCAAGAGUCAAUGGGCUCAGUGAACCUUUCCUUGAUUUUCAUUAUCGCCCUGGGCUCCAUUGCUGGCAUCCUCUUUGUCACUAUGAUCUUCGUGGCAAUCAAGUGCAAGCGCGACAACAAAGAGAUCCGAACCUACAAUUGCAGAAUCGCUGAGUACUCCUAUGGGCAUCAAAAGAAAUCAAGCAAGAAGAAAAAAAUCAGUAAGAAUGACAUCCGCCUGGUACCCCGGGAUGUGGAGGAGACAGACAAGAUGAAUGUUGUCAGUUGCUCCUCCCUGACCUCCUCCCUCAACUAUUUCGACUACCACCAGCAGACGCUGCCCCUGGGCUGCCGCCGCUCUGAGAGCACUUUCCUGAAUGUAGAGAACCAGAAUACCCGCAAUACCAGUGCCAACCACAUCUACCAUCACUCUUUCAACAGCCAGGGCCCCCAGCAGCCAGAUCUGAUCAUCAAUGGUGUGCCUCUGCCUGAGACUGAAAAUUAUUCUUUUGACUCCAACUAUGUGAACAGCCGAGCCCAUUUAAUCAAAAGCAGCUCCACCUUCAAGGACCUGGAGGGCAACAGCCUGAAGGAUAGUGGACAUGAGGAGAGUGACCAGACUGACAGUGAGCAUGAUGUCCAGAGGAGCCUGUAUUGUGAUACUGCUGUCAAUGAUGUGCUGAAUACCAGUGUGACCUCCAUGGGAUCUCAGAUGCCUGACCAUGAUCAGAAUGAAGGGUUUCAUUGCAGAGAAGAAUGCCGGAUUCUUGGCCACUCUGACAGGUGCUGGAUGCCCCGCAACCCCAUGCCCACUCGUUCCAAGUCUCCUGAGCACGUGAGGAACAUCAUCGCGCUGUCCAUUGAAGCUACUGCUGCUGAUGUUGAGGCUUAUGACGACUGCGGCCCCACCAAGCGGACUUUUGCAACCUUUGGGAAAGAUGUCAACGAUCACCCAGCUGAGGAGAGGUCCACCCUGAAAGGCAAGAGGACUGUGGAUGUGACCGUCUGCAGCCCCAAGGUCAAUGGCGCUAUCCGGGAGGCAGGCAAUGGCUGUGAGGCAAUUAGCCCUGUCACCUCCCCCCUCCACCUCAAGAGCCCUCUACCCACCAAGCCUUCCAUGUCUUACACCGUUGCCCUGGCUCCUCCCACGCGUGAUCUGGAGCAGUAUGUCAAUAAUGUCAACAGUGGCCCUUCCCGUCCUUCUGAAGCUGAGCCCCGUGGAGCUGACAGCGAGAAAGUCAUGCAUGAGGUCAACCCCAUUAUGAAGGAGGGUCGCGACAAAGAGUCCCCUGGUGUGAAGCGUCUGAAGGAUAUCGUUCUCUAAACCAGUCUCUGGGAAGAAGAAAAAGAAACCACGCUGGCUAGCAAAGAAGAUGUAGGAGCUGCUUGUUUUAAUUGCUCACCAAUGGUUGGUUCUUGAGUGGCUGUAUUUCAGAGCUUUCCCUAAAUGUAUUGUUUAUAAAUGACUAUCAUUCUGUGACAAUCCCUCUCGUUUCAACAGGCAGCAGGGGUGUUCAGUUGGAGCAAAUUAGCUUUGGCUUGAGUUGUUCAUGGGGCCUUGAUGUUGGGGAAACAGAGACAAAUUCAGUUGUGAAAAGUAUUAUGUAUUAAGUGUUUGAAUUUAUAUAUUUUUCUAUGUCAAAAUUAUAAUAUAAAUUACCAUUGUUUGUGGAGGAUACAUUUAAAAAAAAGCAAAAAGCAAAAAAAAAAAAAAAAAAAAGCUCUGGACACCUUUAAUAAGCUCGCCACUGUUUUUUGUAGUGUAGACAAGUUAAUGGUCAUUUAUUGUGUACUAUUCAUUGAUUCAGUGAUGUGAAAUCGAGCCCCCAAAAGAUUGUUUCUGAAGCUUGAGUACUUUCCAAUGCCGCUACUUUGCUGUGGACACCCCUGCUUUAAGAACCCUUUUGCUAGCUGUGCUAUUGUUGUAUUUGAUAUUGCAAAUUGCUAUGUGUGUGGUGAUGGCAAAAAGGCUUUUAAAGGUUGGUGUUUCUUUUUCUUAAAAAAAUAAUAAAAAUACAGAUAAAAACAAAGAGCAAACAACUGAGACAGCAAAUGAAUGAGCAACACCACACAUAUAGAUUGAGUACUUGGAGGAUACUCACAUUUUUUAACCCAUGUAGUAGUGAUUGCUCACCACCUUGCAAUGUAUUUUUCCUGCCUUUCAGUCUUCUGCCCAGGUCCAUGAUAGAUCAUCUCAGAAAGUCAUUUUUGGAUAUGCUGCUAUCUAAUUUGCAGUUGUCAGAAAUACUGUGCUGAAAGUUUUAUGAGAUCCAUUUUUCUAAUUUUCAGACCCUGAACUAUAAAGUUGCUCCUGAAGUUAUCGGGUUCCAGGCUUAGAAAUUCCCUGUCUCCAAUCAUCUAAAACUCAAAAUGACUGAAUCUAUUUUGAGAUCUAAAUUAGUGUCUUUUUAGACACACACUUCCUGAUUCAGUGUUUCCCAAUCAUGAUUGGAAUUAGACUGUAAAGCACGUCAUGGGCUGGAAUCGAGAACUCCAUGUUGCUCUGUAUCUUAGGCUUAUAAAUAGGAAUAGAGUAAGGAGUACAAAAUGUACAUUUAGGAAAAGACAGGUAAUAGACAACAGCAUCACUAAUCCAAUUACUGUGCCUUCUAAAUGGAGACACUCGGACACUUGAACUCAUCUUUUUAUGACUAAUACUUUUUGAUUAAAAAUGUGAACAAGAAACUAUUAAAACAAAAAUCCUUUAGAUUUAGCUAACUCUUUUUGCUGUAGGCUAGGAAUACACCUUUUUUUUUUUUAUAAACGACUGCACAUAUCUUUGUUGUUGUUUUAACAUUACUCUAAAUCCCCAAUUUAUCAUUUGUCUAUUAAUAUUCACUAGCCAACAUAGUAUUCUUGCAGCCUAAGAGUUCAUUAUUUAAAAAUAAAAACUCAAGAAAUAUGUUACCUUUGCUCUGCUUCGGUCUUAAAAGAGUUGUUUCUAGAGAAACAAGUUUUGUGGAUCUGUUCUGAUUUGUUUCAUUUUUUUGAAAUUCAGGAAUACCCAGAAAGAAGCCCUAGAGGUUAGAGUACUAGAAUGCAAAAGAUAAUUUAUUUUCUUAAGUUUAGGUAAAUAAAGUGAUGUCUUUUAAAUGUUUUAGUUAUUUUUG
Sciurus carolinensis (gray squirrel) is the source of this 6741-nucleotide messenger RNA. It is a transcript of the gene Pcdh19, whose product is annotated as protocadherin 19. Gene Ontology annotation, biological process: homophilic cell-cell adhesion. Gene Ontology annotation, molecular function: calcium ion binding. The transcript is spliced from 5 exons. Gene Ontology annotation, cellular component: plasma membrane. The coding region runs from base 1650 to 4955 and encodes 1101 amino acids. The record is from RefSeq and is a predicted model, not a curated record. Lineage: Eukaryota; Metazoa; Chordata; Mammalia; Rodentia; Sciuridae.